CUACUCCGUCGUGAUCUGAAUCUCUCUCAAAUCCAAACUCUCUUCUCUCUCCAUAGGCCGCCCCUAAAUCUCCGCUAAAGCCCUAGCAAAGGUAAUCGUUUCUCAAUCAAUCGGAUAGAUAUAUGUGAUGGCUGGAGGAAAGGAGGAACUGCAUACAUUUGAUUUUUCAAAAGAGGUCGGAUUCACUUCGUGUUCAUCAAUUUCUGAUAGUAGCUGUGAUGCUAACACACCGCGAUCUCACUGCAGUCGUUUAAGCGGUGGUCAAACUAAACGUUCAUCACAAGCAGGCUGGACAGAUGAAGAGGACACUAUGUUGACUGAAGUAGUGAAGAAGUAUAACGGGAGAAACUGGAAGAAAAUAGCUGAAUCUAUUCCAGGAAGAUCAGAUGUUCAGUGCUUGCAUCGUUGGCAAAAAGUUCUUAACCCUGAUCUUGUUAAAGGACCUUGGACCAAAGAGGAGGAUGAUCGUAUUAAGGAGUUGGUUGAAAAACAUGGCUGUAAGAAAUGGUCACUAAUUGCAAAACAUUUAGCUGGUCGAAUUGGCAAGCAGUGUCGUGAGAGAUGGCACAACCAUUUAGAUCCAGCAAUAAAGAAAGAUGCAUGGACAGAAGAAGAAGAAUCAUCUCUCGCAUACUACCACCACAUAUACGGGAACAAAUGGGCAGAAAUUGCAAGAUUUCUUCCAGGAAGGACUGAUAAUGCGAUUAAAAACCACUGGAAUAGCUCGAAGAGGAGAUUGGAUCUAAACAUCCCUCCUGUUUUUCCUACUAGAACAGCAUCCCCUGAGCUUAGAAAGAGAAAUGUUCCAAAUACAUGUUCAACAAAUCUGGCUCUUGGAAACCCUAAAUCUGUUAUUACGGAUGAUGAUAAUUUGGGGUUUUCUAGAUAUACAAAAAUCCGUAAGGUUGAACCAUCCGAUAGUUCUCUUACAACGUCUGAAACGCCUAAAAGCGAAGGGAAAUCUCAAAAAUUAGUUUGUGGAACACCUUCUUAUGGGUCCUUGUGUUACCAGCCACCACAGCUGAAGAACUUAGCGAUUUCUUUAGAAAACAACCAUUUUUAUUGCUCGACUCCUCCUGAUCUUGCAUUAAGCAUCUCUGUUAGUAGUCCAGAAUCUAUUUUGAGGAAUUCGGCAAUGAGUUAUAAGAACACUCCUUCAAUUAUAAGGAAGAGAACUCCAAGAAAAUCCGUUAGUGCAACAUCUAGUUAUGAUUUCAGCAAAAAUGUGGAGACUAUUGAAUCGGGAAACACAAACCGGGGUUCGGAAUCUUGGCUUCAUCGAUCUCAACCAUCGUUAGGAAGGCGUCUGGAUUAUAUGUUUGAUUCAGAAUGGGACCCAACCAUGGAGGAUAUAUCUUUUGAUGGUGGUGCAAUGGAAGUUUCAGCCUUACCGGAGAAGACAAAGCUACGUAACACAUACAUACACAUCAAGGGUUUUCGAGACCCAAUUGUAGGUUCCGACGGUGGUUGCCAGAAUAACCGUUGGUGGAUGUCGAUUUUGACUAGAGAGGUUGUCAGUGUUUACUAG
This is a messenger RNA of Lactuca virosa, 1528 nucleotides long. The record is from the annotation of a GenBank genome assembly. NCBI's taxonomy places the organism in Eukaryota, Viridiplantae, Streptophyta, Magnoliopsida, Asterales, Asteraceae.